Caenorhabditis angaria is the source of this 2657-nucleotide messenger RNA. Lineage: Eukaryota; Metazoa; Nematoda; Chromadorea; Rhabditida; Rhabditidae. The record is from the annotation of a GenBank genome assembly.
AUGGUUAGUUUCAUUUCUCUUUAGUUUCAAAUGAAAACAAUUCAAUUAAUUUUUCCAGGCUCCAAUUGAUUUGACACCAUUGAAGACUGCUAAUGUCCCAAUUUUCUUCAUUGUUGGUUAGUUUUUUUUUUCUGAAAUCUGAAUUUAAUUUUAAAUUCAAAAAAAAUAUGUACAGUGCGUCCAAUAAAGAUAGGACCCCCUAGAAUUUGAGAUUUCCAAUGAAACGGUUAUAGAUGACUGAUAUUUGAAAAUGGGAAUCGUUUUUGAAUUAAAAAAUAACCCAGGAAACACAUUCCUAUGAUUUGUGAGUUGUUUCAUCUACACGUGACGUGAAAAUGCUGAUUUUCGAGCGUCCAAUAAAGAUAGGACCCCCACCAAAAAAUGAGAAUUAGCCUCGAUUGUUAUGAAUAUUGAAUUGAGUUACCUAGAUAACGAUAUCGACAUGUGUUUUGAAUCAUAAAAUUCAAGAUAUAGUUCGCUCCGAACUUGUGAAUCAACAUUUCAUAAUUAUUCAAUUUUUCAUCAAAAAUCAGUAUUUAAAAGCUAAUCUUGAUUGAAUCACAGUUUUUAUGUCUAAUUCAUCACUAAAUUUGCAUUUUGAACUAUUGUUAACAAAUUCCGAUGUCAAAUUUCGAAUUUCUGAUGUUACGUUCCAGUCAUGUCCACUGAUCUUUUCGAUUCUAACAUCAAGAACAUCGAUUAAUUUUACAUUAUAAAGCUGAAAUUGGAUGAACAACGUAUUUUGAACCAUAUCUAAUCAUUUAAACAUUACUACUGAACUUAUUCACGCCUCUUUGAGAUUUGUUUCAAGAAAAAUCCAUUUCUCUUUAUUUGCAUCCUAUUUUUAAAUGUUUCAUGCCAUGAUUGAAAUAAGUUGAAUAAGAAAUGUUCAAAAUGUAGUUUGUUUGUUGGAGUAAAAUUUUUAACGCUCGCAAACAAUUAAUGAGCAAAUUCAUGAUCCAAAAUUUCAAAACAAUCAUUGUUCUUGAUGUUAGAAUCGAAAAGAUCAGUGGACAUGACUGGAACGUAACAUCAGAAAAUCGAAAUUUAACAUCGGAAUUUGUUAACAAUAGUUCAAAAUGCAAAUUUAGUGAUGAAUUAGACAUAAAAACUGUGAUUCAAUCAAGAUUAGCUUUUAAAUACUGAUUUUUGAUGAAAAAUUGAAUAAUUAUGAAAUGUUGAUUCACAAGUUCGGAGCGAACUAUAUCUUGAAUUUUAUGAUUCAAAACACAUGUCGAUAUCGUUAUCUAGGUAACUAAAUUCAAUAUUCAUAAAAAUCGAGGCUAUUUCUCAUUUUUUGGUGGGGGGUCCUAUCUUUAUUGGACGCUCGAAAAUCAGCAUUUUCACGUCACGUGUAGAUGAAACAACUCACAAAUCAUAGGAAUGUGUUUCCUGGGUUAUUUUUUAAUUCAAAAACGAUUCCCAUUUUCAAAUAUCAGUCAUCUAUCACCGUUUCAUUGGAAAUCUCAAAUUCUAGGGGGGUCCUAUCUUUAUUGGACGCACUGUAGUACGUAGAAAAAUCCAAACUUGUUGACAAAAUAUCCCCAUCUUAUGAAAAAUUAAUCAUAUUUUCCAGGAGGACCAGGAUCCGGAAAAGGAACUCAAUGCGACAAAAUCGUUGCCAAAUACGGUUUCACUCAUCUUUCAUCUGGUGAUUUGCUCAGAGAUGAAGUUGCAUCUGGAUCAGCUCGUGGAAAGGAACUCACAGCUAUCAUGGAAGCUGGAGCACUUGUCCCAUUGGUAUGAACUAAAUUGGGUUUUGGUAAAAAAAGAAAAGGGUUUAGAAAAAAUAAAAAAAAUCUAUUUUUUACAAUUAGGAUAUUUUUGAAAACAUUUAAAAACAUCUACAAAAUUCAAAACAAAUCUCUUCAUUUUUUCCAGGAGGUCGUUCUGACUUUGGUCAAGGAAGCCAUGUUGAAAGCUGUUGCCAAAGGAUCCAAAGGAUUUUUGAUUGACGGAUAUCCAAGAGAAGUUAGCCAAGGUGUCCAAUUCGAAAAUGAGGUGAGGUCUGAUUAUCUUCCCGCUCAACAAAGAAAAAAACUUGAUUUUUUUCUUUGAUAGCUUUUUUCAAUGAACAGAUAAAUUUUUCAUCCUAAAUUAAAUUGUUUCUGAUGUUUGUUUUUAUCAACGUGUUUCAUUUGUGAUAAACUUGCCAGACCACCCAUUGGGAAAAGAGUGGAGGGAAAGGAAAACGAGAAAUUGAUUAAAAGUUGGGGCUCUUGAACUUUUGAAAAGCCUAGAACUCUUGAAGCUUUCCGAAGGUUUAACUUUUCAAAUGAAUUUUAUUUCUUGGCUCAUCCAACUUUCAAUAAAUAAAUAAAUUUUCUCCAGAUUCAACCAGCCAAACUUGUUCUCUUCUUCGAUGUCGCUGAAGACACCUUGAUAAAACGUCUUCUUCAUCGCGCACAAACCAGUGGACGUGCUGAUGACAAUAUUGACACCAUCAAGAAACGUCUUCACACUUUUACCACAGCCACCAAACCAGUUGUUGAUCACUAUGAACAACAAGGAAAACUUGUCAAGGUAGACAUUUUUAUUCGGAAGAGGGAAAAGCUUAUAUUCAUCUCACAUAUUUGCAGAUCAAUGCUGAAGGAAGCGUUGACGAUAUUUUCGCCGUUGUCACAACAAAUUUGGACAAAGCAACAUCCAAGAUCUAA